AGCCGUUCUGGCUCAAGCACAGGUCAUUCGAGAUCUCAAGUCGCACUCCGGCUGCAGUCGGACCCAGUGCUGGAACACCUACACGGCAUUAGACGGAACCUUUGCACAGGGAUCGGCGGCAGGCAGCGUUCCCGAUGUUGGCCCAGCGUGCUUCCACGGGUAGCGAUGUGAUUCCGCUUCUGCAGGCGAUACUUUCCACGGCACAGCGGUCCGCGGAGAUCCAGGAAGCCCAGCUGCAGUUUUUCGCCAGGCGGCAGCAGCAGCAGCACGACGUCUACGCGUCCACGGCAGGCUCGGCAGCAUCCAACGUAUCGAGCGGCGAGCGUCAGGACAAGGAGCACCGGAUUGUCAGCCCAAAACUUUCCAUUGUCGCGCCACAGCCGCCGGACACAGGAGCUGACUCCGACCUGGUCAUCCCUUGGAGCGACAAAAAAGGUGUUGACGUUGAGGCACCAGGCCCCCGCUACAGUGUCAGCGAAAUGCUCGCUAAGCAAGCCUGGGAACCAGAAAUAUCCCAUAGGAACCUUUGCGGCAACCACAUCAAUCUCAGCGGUAAGCCCCAUGGCCAUCUGCUCCCAAAGGAAGUCCCAGCGAUCUGGCGCAGAUUCUUCUUUGUAUUAGGUGUGCUCUCCCCGUCCGAGGUUGCGCCUGGAGGUUGCCGCAUGUUGUACCAGAUGUACCGCGCUUUCUUUCUUUCAUCUGGAUUUUGCACCUGGUCUCUGGGUGCGCUUAAACUGCACUUCUUUGAUGCUGAGUCGGCUGGAUUUACCUACGAUCUACUUGUCAGUGCGAUUUCUCUGUCAGCACUUGUGUAUCCGGCAUUCUACAUCUGGGCACGGCAGUUUUCCAGCAAGGGUGCCACCAUGUUGUUUUUUACAGAAGUUGUAUGAUCGGGGCUUUCCGUGGGAGAAUUUGCGCAUCAGUGCACUCCUGGCGUGGUGUGUCCCUCUGGUAGCGGUCAUGCUUAGAGGGAUGUUUCAAAUGAGGCAGGCGAUGAGCGUCGUGGAUGAUUCGAGAACGGCGUUCAGAGCCAUUAUCUUUCUGCAGAUGCCGAUGGAAUGCAUCUUCAUGUUUGUUUGUUUCGGGAUUCAUGCCUUGGUUUUUGUUGCCUCAAAGCUCCACGAGCACGAUCUCAUGCGCUACGCAGGCGCUGUAGUCAAAGCCAUGCCGCGGUCUGACUCCGAUGUGAUCGUGCCUUCGCUGAGGAAGCUGGAGUUUACCGUGAGCGCGCGCCUACGCUACGCCAGCACCACGUGGGUCCGCUUUACUGUGCUUGAGAUCCUGCUCUUCGGGAUUUUGGCACUAGUCGCAUGCACACGCUUGCUCUUGUCAGAGACCACCAGCUUCACCUCUGGUUGGAGCAUGAUUCUGAUUCUCGCGAGUUCCCUCGUGGUCGUGCUAUCUGCGCCGCUGGCUUCCGUAGCCGAGACCUUCGAGUAUGACGUGCUACGGGCAUUGAACAAUCCGUCGGUGUUGAAACAAGCGCAGCAGCAUUUCGGCCAGCAGCUGUUGGCCCACCUGCAAACCCUGGACUGGGGCUUCCGAGUCGGGGGCACGGUGAUCAAUAACAAGAUGGUAGUGCAAGUCGCGACAGCUCUGGUCAUUACUUCGGUGACAGCUGUGAGCCAGUCCUUCAUAACGAUUUCGCAGUGACAAAUGACACAACGUGCUGGAACUAGACGAGGUGAGCUGUCGGUGACCAGGGAGGCAACAUGGUUGAGCAUCAGUGACAGUGAGGCAAUGUGUCGGCAGCCGAGUAGCAAAUUCUGCGAAUUGUGACCGCCGGUCGCCACGCCACCCGAGGGAACGCAUAAUCUGGGCCGGUAGACGGAAGUCCAGGGAUGCGGCUCAAAUCCGCCCAGCUGGGCCAAUAUGCGGCCGACGAUGGAAGAACAGAGCUCAGUGUGGUCUGCGCAACUCACGUUGUACCGUGCAAGUCGGGACUUAGAUUUCCUGCCGGCAUCUAUCCAAAGCGUUCUUGGCCGCCGUGUGGCUCGCAGUGCGACUUGCCACUGAUCUUGCGGUCUUACAGCAUCCGGGCCUGCUGUGUGGUACUGCACGACGACAGGGAAUUUGCGCAUAGUGUGUGGCGGGGCCGCACGGCCGUGCCACAGUGACGGCAAACGAGAGUUCUUGCCUGAACACAGGGCGUGCUCGGAUGGUUGCAGUCUGGCGCCAAGUUUUCACGGAAGCAGGGGCUCUCGUCCCCGCCGACCGUAAUGUGGUGUUGCUACGGCAAAGAGCAUGUCUCGACCUCGUCGUCCCAUGCCUUAAUGCGAGCUCAUCGUCCCAUGCCUCAAUGUUGCAUCAUGGUGGUUUCCUGUAUUUCGUCGACGACCCCGCACUAGCAAUCA
Molecule: messenger RNA, 2354 nt
Organism: Prorocentrum cordatum
Lineage: Eukaryota; Dinophyceae; Prorocentrales; Prorocentraceae
Source: the annotation of a GenBank genome assembly